Molecule: messenger RNA, 345 nt
Organism: Ostertagia ostertagi
Lineage: Eukaryota; Metazoa; Nematoda; Chromadorea; Rhabditida; Trichostrongylidae
Source: the annotation of a GenBank genome assembly
AUGGAGAUUUCCGGAAGACACGCGCCACCACAACUGGUCACACACAUACACAUAUGGCGCAUAUGGCGUGAAGAACUGACGAAGUCGAAAAAUCUGGUGGAUUUGUUGCCGGAAAUUCGCCUUGAGAUUUCCAGACAUGAAGGUUUGCAGGUAGAGAAAAACAAGAAUGGACUAGACGAGGACUCAAAGAAUGUUCCAUCGAAAAUGCAAUUACGUAAUUUCUGGGAAUACUACAAUGUUUAUUCUACUAGUUCUGUUGUUUGUACAUUUGACAACAUGCCAGUUCCAUUACCAGCAACCUCGUGUGCAAUCACAACGUGCUAUGAUGUAUCCUGUGAGGACUAA